Molecule: messenger RNA, 1498 nt
Organism: Dimorphilus gyrociliatus
Lineage: Eukaryota; Metazoa; Annelida; Polychaeta; Dinophilidae
Source: the annotation of a GenBank genome assembly
AAUGCUUGAAGAGUACAAUAAAGAAUGGAUGACUAAAGUUCUAAAGCUAUUAAAAAGACCUAUGGAAUGGUAUUUAAGAUGUGCAGUUAUGAGUUAUACACCUUCUGUUGAAGAUUUUAUCCUCUCAACAAGAGGAUUAGAAAUCUGUUGGGAAAAUUAUCUCUUAUUGGAAAGCUAUUACAUUGAUACAAAAUAUAAUGUAAGAGUUAUAUCAUUCGUUGAUAGAGCUUUUUCCAUGGUAGAAGACAUUGGUUCAGAAGUUGUUCAAUAUGAUUCACCUAACAAUCAGAUAAAGGAAGUUCUUGUUAGAAGUUAUAUAAGAAGGAAAUGUAUACUGAAAGCUAAUCAAAUUUUUCAUCAAGAUUUUUUGCAGUAUUACGGAAAUUUUUGUUAUAAUUUAGUAGAUGUUGAUGUUGUAUUUUCAUGGAUAAGAAUAUUCUUAGAGAUUGGAAAAGAGUUAAUGAAUAUGAAACUUUCAAGUUGGGCAUUAUAUCUUUACGCAACGGCUCAUAUGAUUGCCGAACACUUUUAUAAAUAUUUAAGAGUUGAAACGUUAACCCGUGAACAAAGCGAAUUAGCUGCAAUACUAUCUUAUAAUAACGCUUAUAUGAUGUUUAAAAUCUAUCGAAAGUUAGAUACCUGGAAAAGUAUGCUAGUCCAUUGCUAUUAUGCUUCAUUUCACGUAAAGAAAAAUUAUAAAGUAUAUAGAAAAGUACAAUAUUUUAUGGCUGUUUUAUGGAAAGAAGCUAAUCAACUCGAAAUGUCUCGAAGAUAUUUAAAGUUGGCUAAAGACCAUAAAUCGGAUAGCGAUGCUUUACUUGAUGAGAAAAUUGAUAAAUUUGAUAAAUAUUUAAGAAAAUUUAGUACUGAAAGAAGAUGGAAAAAAAACGAUAAUAAGGUUAUCAAUUUUUGCGCCGUUGUUAGACUUAUGCUCCUGUCUCCGAGGUAUGAACAUCAAGUAUUGACGUUGUUUGAUCUAUUUUAUGAUAGAUUGAAUGAAGACUAUAAGGAGCUUUUAUUGUUGCACGUUGCCAGAAUUUGUGCUAAAAUCGGUAGUUCGUGUCUUUUAAGGGAAGAUUAUAUGGAUAUAUCAGAAAAUGUAUACAACUUGGGAAUGAGAACUCUACGUAAUACUGAAGAACUAGAGUAUGUAAGGGAAAAGGUUGUAGCAGAGAUGAACGUGCUAUGUGUAACAUUUAGACAGAAUUUAGCGUCAACUAUUUUAAAGCUUAAUGAAGCGGAUGAUUGCCCCGAUCUGCUUGAGGAGGCAUAUGAACUACUUAUCGAAGCCUCCAAGAUUCCUGAUCUAGCUGACAGUAAGACGUAUUACCUAUUAGCUGUUAUUUGUGAUAAACUAAAUAAGACCGAAGAGGCUCUUUCUCAUGCUCAAAGCUCAAAAGCUUUCGAAGAAGAAAAAGUGAGACGAGGAGUUUCCUCUCAGAUCGAUAGCUCCAUCAACAAAUUGGUGUUGGAUUUAUUACAAAAGUUAAAUUCUUAG